CCUCCCGCCACUCUCUCUCUCUUCUCUGUAAUUAGUAUACCUUACUGAACCACUCAUCAAAUCCUCUAAUGGCGAAGGAAUUGAACGACGCAGAGUUUUGGCUUCCGCCGGAGUUCCUAACCGACGACGAUAUACUCAUGGACUAUAAAUCUACCACAACAAACAAGGUUCCAGACUCUGCAGGUUACAUUCCUUUCGAUUUUUCAUGCUCUGGAUUGACUUCGCCUGAAGUUGAGAGUGAUGAGGAGGAUUAUCUUGCUGGAUGGACUCGGAAAACCGCUCAGAUUAAGCUUAAUGACAUGAUUUGGAAGUCGGACACGAAUAAGGUUUCAGCUAUGGCUGGCUCGCCUCAAUCUACUCUAUGUAAGUUCUUAGGCGGUUGCGGUUGUAAGAGUCCUAACUGUCCUUCGCGAGUUUCGUCGCCUUCGCCGCCGCCGGCGGCGAAGGCUAAUCGAAGCGACGGCGAUCAGGAUCUGCUUGCUUCUGCUGCUGGUAAGGUAGCUAGGUUGAGGACGUUUGAAGAUAUGAAUGGAUAUUAUCAGAACGUUGCUCCAUCUUGUACUGGAUUUUAUCCUAAUGAAUCUCUUUCUUAUAAUCAAAUCCAGGUCGCUCAGUUUCAACAACUGAAUCAUCAUCAUCAGCAACAGCAGCAGCAGAUGUUGAAUCAACAAGCCUUAACCAAUAGGUACCAUCAAAGUGACAAAGUGAUGAAUAAUAACAACCGUCUUCUCGGAUUACCUCCAUCCGCUUGGCCGACUCUUCAACAAUCGCAACAACAGCCGCCGCCGAGUUCUGUUAUGAGAGCAAUUUUCGUCGGAAACAAUGGCGUUAAACGUGAACGUGCCGGAACUGGUGUGUUUCUUCCCCGGCAGGUUUCAACCCCAGCUGAAAUCCGAAGGAAACCAAGUAGCAUUUUGCUUCCGGAUCAAGUCUUUAAAGCUCUGAACCUGAAUGUGUAUGAGAAUAUCAAUGUUCAAUCCCAGUUUCCGUCUCGCCCAGCUAAUGAUUACAGUCUGAAAAACCCACAUCAGGCUUCUGCUGCUGCAAGAAGUAGCCACCAUGAAAUCCAGCUUCCUCAAGAAUGGACCUACUGAAGAAGAAGAAGAAGGGUUGAUUGAUUAUAGGUAUAGAAAGAAGUAUUUGUUGAUUGGAUAAAGGUAUUGGUUUGUUUGUUUGUUUGUUUGUUUGUUAAUGGCGAUUCCAAGAUUAGGGCAUACAGUAGAAGGGAUGAUACAAUCAAUAGAGGAGGAAGAAGAUGAAGAAAAGAAAAUGGUGGGUGUGUUUGGUUUAGGGUUUAGAAGAUACUAUAAAAUACAAAUAAAGGAGUGGGUUUGUUUUAAAGAAACAAACAGGUUCAUUAGGUUUUGGGGAUUGAAGUUUGGGUUUUAAGAAUAAAGGUAGUGUAGUGUGUUUGUGAUAUGUUUCCUUCUUCUAAUACAAAGGUUUGUUAAUUACUAUUAUUGAUUAUUUCAUUAAUUAAAUUAAAUUAUAUUUUAUUUGUACUUUACAUGGCAA
Messenger RNA from Impatiens glandulifera, 1515 nucleotides. RefSeq lists its product as uncharacterized. The record is from RefSeq and is a predicted model, not a curated record. Lineage: Eukaryota; Viridiplantae; Streptophyta; Magnoliopsida; Ericales; Balsaminaceae. Bases 69 to 1094 code for a protein of 341 amino acids. The transcript has 5 exons.